Molecule: messenger RNA, 801 nt
Organism: Aaosphaeria arxii CBS 175.79
Lineage: Eukaryota; Fungi; Ascomycota; Dothideomycetes; Pleosporales
Product: NAD(P)-binding protein
Exons: 3
Coding region: 1-801 (266 amino acids)
Cellular component (GO): intracellular anatomical structure
Molecular function (GO): oxidoreductase activity, acting on NAD(P)H, oxygen as acceptor
Source: RefSeq, a predicted model, not a curated record
AUGCCUUUGUAUCAACCAAACCUGACCACACCCGUGCUAGAGCAGUUCUCUCUCCAAGGAAAGACGGCCCUAGUCACAGGCGGAUCGCGAGGAAUCGGCCGUCAGGUAGUUCAAGCUCUUGCAGAAGCUGGCGCAGAUGUUGCAUUCACAUACCGCACCGCAGAGGACGCCGAGCAAACCGCCGCUAGCAUCGCUCAGCAGACGAACAAACGGAUUGCCGCCUAUCACCUUGAUGUGACGAAGCGUGUUGAUGUUCUAGAGACAUUCGAGCGGAUAGCGAAGGAGUUCGGCAACGGCCGACUAGACGUUGUGGUAGCCAAUGCAGGAGUCUGCCAAAACGUGCCGUCGCUUGACUAUGAAGAGGAGAACUGGGCCUAUGUGAAUGAUGUCAACUACACAGGUGUAAUGUGGACUGCCGCGGCAGCAGGGAAGAUCUUCAAGAGACAGGGACGAGGAAACUUGGUCAUUACCGCGUCGGUCAGCGCGAACCUGGUGAACGUACCACAGACACAGGCUGGAUACAAUGCUUCGAAAGCAGCUGUGGUUCAGCUCGCGAAGAGUCUUGCAGUAGAAUGGACGGAUUUCGCAAGGGUGAACUGCGUCUCACCGGGAUACAUCAUGACUGAGAUGUUGACAAGGCAACCGGAAGACCUACAAAAAUUGUGGCUCUCUCAGAUACCAGCAAAGCGAAUUUGCAGGCCAGAGGAGCUCAGGGGGCUCUACGUAUUCUUGGCCAGCGAUGCCGCAUGCUACAUGACCGGUUCGAAUAUUAUUAUUGAUGGUGGAUAUACUCUACCUUAA